Molecule: messenger RNA, 538 nt
Organism: Telopea speciosissima
Lineage: Eukaryota; Viridiplantae; Streptophyta; Magnoliopsida; Proteales; Proteaceae
Product: pEARLI1-like lipid transfer protein 1
Exons: 2
Coding region: 18-488 (156 amino acids)
Source: RefSeq, a predicted model, not a curated record
ACUUGAUCAGAUCGAUCAUGGCUUCCAAGGCUGCAUCAUCAACUGCCCUUCUCCUUAUGCUCAACAUCCUUUUCUUCACUUUGGUCUCGUCUACCUAUUGCCCACCACCACCACCACCACCACCAAAAAAGUCUAACAACUGCCCACCACCACCACCAAAAAAGUGUACCAGUUGCACACCAUCACCACCAAAGUCACCUAACCCACCAUCACCACCAAAUCCAUCUACCAGUUGCCCUAUAGACACCCUUAAGCUUGGUGUUUGUGCCAACGUGCUGCAGAGCUUGCUCGGCAUAACUUUGGGAACGCAACCCACGAGCUCUUGCUGUAGUCUUAUUCAGAAUCUGGUUGAUCUUGAUGCGGCUGUUUGCCUUUGCACUGCCAUCAAGGCCAAUCUCUUGGGCAUUAACCUUAACGUCCCUGUCUCCUUGAGCUUGCUUUUGAAUUAUUGCGGAAAGAACGUUCCAUCCGGCUACCAGUGCUCUUAGGCGUGUGUGCCACCUUACUUACUAUAGCUAUGCCCUAGCUUUCAUUUCCU